Messenger RNA from Odocoileus virginianus texanus, 1984 nucleotides. RefSeq names its product intercellular adhesion molecule 3 (gene ICAM3). Lineage: Eukaryota; Metazoa; Chordata; Mammalia; Artiodactyla; Cervidae. Gene Ontology annotation, cellular component: plasma membrane. The record is from RefSeq and is a predicted model, not a curated record. Gene Ontology annotation, biological process: cell-cell adhesion. Gene Ontology annotation, molecular function: integrin binding.
CUGGGGACAAGGAGUGUAACUGAGGUCUGCCCUCUUUGAGAUCCCUCGGAGACUCGCCAGCACUCUCCAUUUCCCUGAGACUGUCACUGUGGACACGCACAGGGUGGCACAAAAUAUGCCCCUGCCCCUCCUUCAGCUUGGGCAAGAUGUGGCCCCUGGACUUCUGCAUUCUUAGCUGCAGUGACGGUUCUUCCUUCCCCUGGAGGUCCUGCCUGUUCACCGGUGCCCAGCGCUUCAUUAAGGCAACUUCCUCCUCCAGGCCGGCCACCAUGAUGCCCUCAGGGCCGCCGCCCAGGGUCUGCUGGGCUUCGGUCGUCUUUCUGCUUCUUGCCUGCUGUCUGUUGUCCACAGGUGCCCAGGGACAGACGUACCAGUUACGAGUGGAGCCGAAGGACCCAGUAGUGCCUUUUGGAAAGCCCCUCGUGGUAAACUGCAGCUUAGAUUGCCCCAGCCCUGGAUUAAUCUCCCUGGAGACAGCCUUCUCCAAGGAGCCCCACAGCAGUGGCCUGGGCUGGGCGGCCUUCCGUCUCACCAACGUGACUGGUGACAUGGAACUUCUCUGCUCUGGCCUCUGCAAUAAGUUGCAAGUGGUAGGUUCCUCUAACAUCACAGUGUAUGGGUUCCCAGAGCGUGUGGAGCUGGCACCCCUGCCCCUCUGGCAGCCGGUAGGUGAACAACUCAACCUGAGCUGUCUGGUGUUUGGCGGGGCCCCCCGGAACCACCUCACUGUGGUGCUUCUCCGCUGGGAGGAGGAGCUGGGCCGGCAGCCCGUGGGAAAGGAGGAGCCUACCAAGGUCACGUUCAUGGUGCAGCCGAGAAGAGAGGAUCAUGGCACCAAUUUCUCCUGCCGCUCAGAACUGGACCUGCGGUCCCAAGGACUGGAACUCUUCCAGAACACCUCGGGCCCCAGGAAGCUUCGAACCUUCGCCAUGCCCAAGACCCCCCCGCGCCUCGUUUUCCCUCCGUUCUGGGAGAUGGAAACCUCCUGGCCUGUUAACUGCAGCCUGAAUGGGCUGUUCCCAGCGUCGGAGGCCCAUAUUCAACUGGUGCUGGGGAACCAGAUGCUGAAUGCCACAGUCGUGAGCCAAGCGGACACGCUCACGGCCUCAGCCACAGCAAAAAUCGAACAGGAGGGCACCCAAGAGAUUGUCUGCAACGUAACCUUGGGGGUCGAGAACCGACAGACCCGGGAGAAGUUGGUUGCCUACAGCUUCCAGGGGCCCAACCUGAACCUGAGUGAGCCUAACGCCACCGAGGGGACCCCGGUGACUGUGACUUGCGCGGCCGGACCCCGAGUCCAGGUCAUGCUGGACGGAGUUCCAGCCGCGGGACCAGGACAGCCUGCCCAGCUUCAGCUAAAGGCCACCGAGAAGGACGACAGGCGCACCUUCUUCUGUAACGCCACCAUCGAGGUGGAUGGGGUGACGUUGCACCGUAAUAGGAGUGUCCAGUUGCGCGUCCUGUACGGCCCCACGAUUGACAGAGCUAAAUGUCCCCAACGCUUGAUGUGGAAAGAAAAGACUAUGCAUAUCCUGCAGUGCCAGGCCCGGGGCAACCCGAACCCCCAGCUACAGUGUCUGCGGGAAGGCUCCAAGUUUAAGGUGCCCGUCGGGAUUCCAUUCCUCGUCUUGUUAAACUAUAGUGGUACCUACAGCUGCCAGGCGGCCAGUUCACGGGGCAUGGACAAAAUGUUAGUGAUGAUGGACGUUCAAGGUCGGAACCACGUCACAGUCAAUAUCGCCCUGGGAGUGUUAGCGAUCUUGGGCCUGGUGACUCUCGCUGCAGCCUCAGUGUACGUCUUUAGGGUGCAGAGGCAACAUGACAUUUACCACCUGAGGCCAAGGAGCACCCGGUGGCCCCUCAAGUCUACACAGCCCGUGACUGUGGCAGAGGAGUUAUCCUGAGCUCAGUGAUACUGAGCAAAGGCGACAGGGGCUUGGCUGUAUCUAUCUUCGAAUUCUGAAUAAAGGCUUGAAAGUCCUUA